Messenger RNA from Guillardia theta CCMP2712, 303 nucleotides. RefSeq lists its product as hypothetical. The transcript has 3 exons. Lineage: Eukaryota; Cryptophyceae; Pyrenomonadales; Geminigeraceae. The coding region runs from base 1 to 303 and encodes 100 amino acids. The record is from RefSeq and is a predicted model, not a curated record.
AUGGAGCAUGGAUUCAGCUACGUUGGAUACGAUCCAACCAGUGACAAGGCGAUCAUUCAGUUUGGAAAUGAAGCCAAUGCUCGUCUUGUCCCUGCUCACGACCUUCUCAAGACCUCCGGUCAGGGCGAGUCCAAUCACUGCCAUACUUCCUUCAGCUAUGUCGGCUACGAUCCCAAGAGUGACAAGGCAAUCGUGCAGUACUCGGACGAAUCGUCGGCUAGACUGGUCCCUGCAGUGGAUGUUGUAUCAUGCGGUGAAUUUCCGCAGCUAGAGACUGCACGGAGAAGUGCUGGAUUCAUGUAA